UUUUUUUCCCAUUCUUCAUUGGCCACUUGUCACCUUUAAUUCUCGUCAAUGUCAUAAGCAUACUGUGUUUGGUCACUCAACACGCGUACGAGGACAUAAACAGGGAAUUGGAGGAACUGUGCCACGUUCAAUCAAAAUCCGAACGAGUAUUGCGACUAUCAGCGUUAAUGAAUGAUCAUUGGUUUUUAGGAGAUUAUGUAGAAAAUUUGUCAAAUACAUUCGGACCCGAUUUAAUGUUUGUUAUGAUGCAUACUUACGUACAAAUGCUACUGUUUUUAUAUCUCAUUAUUUGGGAGAUUAUGAUUCGUGAAGCACACAUAGUAAAAGGACACAGUACCGGGCAGAUAUUAUUUAACAUAACCAAAUUGUUGUACCUGUGCUAUAGAUGUGGUUCGCCAAUUAAAGCGAGCGAACGAACAAUUUUUCACUUGCAACACUUGAGUUUCUCUCUUAAUAACGAGUCUGCUAGUCAAUCGAUCCUCAAGAUUUUUACAAUUCGCGUUAACGGACGACAGGAGAGGGUGACUGCUUCAGGGUUCUUCGACAUAAAUAUGGCACUUGUAUGUAAAACAGGAGGAGUUGUGCUGACGUACUUUUUGGUGCUUAUACAAAUUCAAUCAGAAAACUACAAAUAUUCGAUCAUAAGUAACAUUAAUACUUCAUCAGCACCGUGCGAAAUAUGGCCUUGCCUUAUAAAAAAUAUUUGA
Molecule: messenger RNA, 707 nt
Organism: Adelges cooleyi (spruce gall adelgid)
Lineage: Eukaryota; Metazoa; Arthropoda; Insecta; Hemiptera; Adelgidae
Exons: 5
Coding region: 168-707 (179 amino acids)
Biological process (GO): sensory perception of taste
Cellular component (GO): membrane
Source: RefSeq, a predicted model, not a curated record